UAGACCUAACUUCUAGACCUAACUUCUAAACCUAACUUGUAAACUUAACUUGUAAACCUAACUUCAAUGAUGUUGCUGGCUUUAUGUUUAUUGCUUAACACCGUGACUGUGCCUCUGAUCUAUGGCACCACCUAUGAGAACACGAUGGCGAUCUUCAAAGACAAACUUGGCAGUGACAACUACCACACAGAGGUCAGGCCCAUCAAGAACCAGAACAAUGUUCUAAGGGUGUACGUGGAGUUCCAGAUAGUGGCCAUAGUCAAAGUGGACGAGAUCUCCCAAAGUUUUACUUCCAAUGGUUUCGUUUACUUCAUUUGGACAGAUGAGAUGGUGGCUUGGGACCCCAAUAAUUACGGAGGUCAAAUACUAAUCCAUCCACUACCAGAAGAUAUUUGGAGACCAAGGGUUGUUCUGCGUAAUACACUUGGAGAUAGAGAUAUUUUUGAUGACAAUAAGGCACCGGUCUUUGUGACAUGUUUAGGCCAAGUCAACUGGGUCCCAGGCAGCCUCUUCCCAGCAUCCUGUGAACUUGAUAUGACCAGCUACCCAUUUGAUACGCAGACCUGUGCGAUACGGCUGGUGGCUAUGUCAGUGUCCAGCGAUGAGAUGCAGUUCUACAGCGAGCCCGGUGCCAAAGUUGGAAAAGAUUUCUUCACUUCCAACGGCGAAUGGGAGCUCAUUGACUCCAGCACCGUCAUCUCAAACCUCUCUGCUGGAGGCACGAACCUCUCAUCUGUGGAUUUUCACCUGGUCCUACGGCGACGUCCCUACUUCCUCUUGUUAAACAUCGUCCUGCCUGUUGUGUUUCUGUCCUUUCUGAACAUCCUGGUCUUUAGUAUACCCGUGGAAUCGGGUGAGAAAGUCGGUUACGGUAUUACUGUUCUGCUGGCCCUGUCAGUAUUUAUGAGUAUCAUCAGUGGAAUGCUGCCUAGGUCAUCAACUCUCCCCAGAGUGACCAUUUACCUGUUUAUAUUGCUGGCCAUCUCAGUGCUGACAGUAGUGGACAGUAUCAUUAUAGUUUACAUCUACCAUAAGGAAGAGAAAGAAGAAAAACAUUUAAAAGCUAAGAAAGGAUUUCAAACUGUCUUCACUAAGAUCAAGCAUUUACACCGAGCUGAGGCUCCCUUGGAGUCAGCUAAUAAAAUUCCACCAAAACUACAAUUAGCUCCAAACAACCCAGAUAAAGUUCUAAGAACCCAGACCAGUUUUGCAGUUUCCUCUGUGCCAGACCCACCUACUUACAAGGAAAAUCAGGAUUAUACGGGAGAUAACUUCAACAGAAACAAGUACAAGCUGAUCGGGAAGUAUGUUGACUUGGUUUCUUUUAUACUUUUCUUUCUUUUGUGGUUGUCAGUUACGGUUGCCUUCAUGAUAGACAUUGCUUUUUGA
Messenger RNA from Biomphalaria glabrata, 1389 nucleotides. Its product is annotated as neuronal acetylcholine receptor subunit beta-3-like. Gene Ontology annotation, cellular component: membrane; synapse; neuron projection. The coding region runs from base 67 to 1389 and encodes 440 amino acids. The record is from RefSeq and is a predicted model, not a curated record. NCBI's taxonomy places the organism in Eukaryota, Metazoa, Mollusca, Gastropoda, Planorbidae. Gene Ontology annotation, biological process: monoatomic ion transmembrane transport; signal transduction; chemical synaptic transmission. Gene Ontology annotation, molecular function: transmembrane signaling receptor activity; extracellular ligand-gated monoatomic ion channel activity; neurotransmitter receptor activity. The transcript has 7 exons.